AUGGACGCAUCAGUACCAUAUGAUGAUGACUCUAGUGAGACAAAGCUAUCCAAUACAGGCUUCUCACCAGAUGGGCACCGCUUUCAUGAGCGUGACUUCAUGGACGAUGAUGCGAUUGCCGCUUGGCUCGCAGAAACUGCAUCUACCAGCUCGUCCAAAGACUCUCGGUCCCAUUUCAGACGAGCAAAAAGGGCCAACAUACCUCCACGGAACCCUCCAAUCUUGAGCCCACUCGCCGAAAUCGAGAGUUGUGAUGUACUAAGCUUUAAGAUCUACCGCGGAACCGCUGUCGAGCUGCAAGACGGCUCUUUCUUAAGAGUCUCGAAGAUCAUCAGAAACACUAUGUCUUCCGAAGUCACGUUAUGGGGCUGGCGAUUUCUUCGGACUAAGGAAGUCUAUGGCUUUCUACCUAAUAAGGUUAAUGAGACCUGCUGGAUCGUGGACGUGGACAUCGAUGACAGUCGUGAGCCACGUGAGCAAGCCAUAGAGGCAGUUGAAAUGUCUGAAGUCUUAAGACGGCGUGGCCUGCGAUUGACUAACAGGCAAUGGCCAGAUCUGAGUUUUCGCGAUGAUCCAAAAGAGGACAUCGAUACAGUAUAUGAAUCUCGGGUUCUUGUUUGCAGGUGGAAGUAUAUUACACUCUAUACCAAUUCGUUGGCUAGGACUAACGGGAAAUGGAGCGAGCGAGCCUUAAUACGCCUCCGUGAAUCAGAGUGCGAUUCAAGUCAGAACAGCAGUCAACCGGAUGACGAUCUACGUCAACUCUGGCGAGGGAAGACGAUUCGAGGUGGAGCUUGCCAGAAUUGGCUGCUUAAUGAAAAGUUGUUCUUGAGCCAGGAACAACAGUGUGAUGAGGGUCUCAGACUUUGGCAGUCUUUAGAGACUAGUACCGAUCAAUGGCCCCUUGGGGACCCAAUGGAGCGCGGAUGCGUCGGCAAAUUGAUCACUGAAAAUGACUGCAAGUCGCAGAAAUACGCUGGUAGCCGUACCAACGCCAGAGUACUUCAAAGUGAAUACGGAGGACGUCUUAUUGUAGCUAAGGACCCAAGUACUACUGGGAGUGAUCAGAAAAUUCCAGGCAAAGAAAAUCCUGCACGUCUUCGCGCGCAGGUUGAUGUCAUAGACCUGACGGAUCCUCAAGUUCAGAGCAGCUUGUAUCAUCCGAGACUCUUUAAUACUUCCUCGAAAUCGUACGCAACGACUAAGCGGCCUUCCGUCGAAAGAUCGUCGCUGUCAAACGAACAACGUUACACAUUUGCGGACUGUUUUUGUGGAGCUGGUGGUGUCUCUCGCGGCGCGGUCAUGGCUGGCUAUCGAGUCAACUGGGCAUUCGACUUCUCUAAUUCAGCUUGUGAAUCAUAUAGCUACAACUUCUUCGGGACUAGGGUUUACAGCCUAUGGGCGAAUGAUCUCGUCUCCCUCCCCGUGGAUCUCAGAGUAGAUGUCCUACAUGGGUCUCCCCCGUGUCCAGCCUUUUCGCCAGCUCACACUCGCGAGGGAAAGAAUGAUGAGAUGAAUACAGCCUCGCAAUUCGCGAUUUUUGAUAUCCUUCAAAAGGUAAGACCAAGAGUGGUUACUUUGGAGCAGACAGCUGGGCUCGUACAAUUUGAAAAGCACCGUCACUACUUCAACAGCUUGAUUCAUAUGUUUACCACGUUGGACUACAGUAUUCGCUGGAAGCUCAUCAACUUUGUAAACUAUGGGCUACCACAGAGGCGUCUCCGUCUUGUGAUUAUUGCCGCCUGCUCAGGAGAAGUGCUACCAGAGUUUCCGCAGCCGACACAUACCAAAAUCCCUAGCGAGACAGGUCUGAAACCAUGGGUCUCUAUCAAUACAUCCAUCUCUAACAUUCCAAACGACUGGCCAGAUCACGAUGUGCAUGGAGCCAUCUUCCGCGAUAAGCCUUCGUAUUCGGGUGACGGAAUUGCGACUUGCGUUACUACGACCGGCAUUCAGGGCAAGACUUACCAUCCUAGCGGGAAGAGAGACUUCACUCACCGUGAGCUGGCUUGCAUACAAGGGUUUCCUUUGUGUCAUAAGUUUGGCGAAUUUGGCGUCAAGAAGCAAAUUGGUAAUGCAGUGCCGCCCCUUUUCUCCAGCAUCCUAUUAGAGGAGAUCAAGAAAGCCUUGUUUAAAGCAGACGGGCUCACAGUGUCUGAUCUCCAAGAAGAUCGUCAAUCAUGA
Molecule: messenger RNA, 2184 nt
Organism: Bacidia gigantensis
Lineage: Eukaryota; Fungi; Ascomycota; Lecanoromycetes; Lecanorales; Ramalinaceae
Exons: 2
Coding region: 1-2184 (727 amino acids)
Cellular component (GO): nucleus
Molecular function (GO): methyltransferase activity
Source: RefSeq, a predicted model, not a curated record